Molecule: messenger RNA, 1158 nt
Organism: Neurospora tetraspora
Lineage: Eukaryota; Fungi; Ascomycota; Sordariomycetes; Sordariales; Sordariaceae
Exons: 1
Coding region: 79-1029 (316 amino acids)
Source: RefSeq, a predicted model, not a curated record
GCGGGGGAUUAUUGGAGGCCAGGCAAGCUCCGAAGCUCACGCCCCCAGGGAAGGGAGACGAGUUCAGUUGCAAGCGGCAUGCCCUUGGGUGCUGUUUUCAGCCGUCCGCCCGUUCUUGGUUGGAAGCUCCUAAUCGGGAAGUUUUGCACGCUCUUUCCUCUGUACAGCAAAUGGGGAAUGAUGCCGUGUGCUCGUCAACACUGUUUCAUCUUUUUCACGUCUGUUUCCAUCCACACACGACUUCCCAUCUCCCGGCCACCCUCUCGAGGAGACGGACCUGAAACUUGGAGAUCCAAUUCCAUUUCUCUCGUCCAUAAUUCACCCGCCGCACCGCCAGCAGUUAGCGACGCAGUGCUUUCCCCACACUUGGAUGGACGAGCCCGCUUAACAGCACCCCGGCAACAUCAUCCGACAGCACCUGACGAUCUGAGGUCCGGGUACCUCAAACCUGUACCUUUACAACCUCUUGUGCAUCAUUACGCUGUCUCCAACGGACUACCAGACAUCGACGUUACUUCAGGGGCAGCCAACAAGAAGAAAGUGUUCCAGUCUCCGUUCCUGUUCCAACAAUCUCAACUCUACUCCCAUUACUGCGGCCUGGUGAUUGUUUCAUUGUUACCAUUCAAGACUGCGUGCCUACUCGACCAGUGGCUGGGCCUACUUACUCCAAGCACAGGAGGGUGGGACAAGGUCGCCUUAUACAUAGUUCAAGCAUUACGUCGCUCUGCCGGGGUAACAAAAGCAAACCAAGUCGGGCAACACAAUAACGGUCAUCAUUCUUCAGUAUCCCCAUUCCCCUCUUUCUCCUCAUUUCUCCUUCCCAGCAUUGGCAUUCUGUCCAUCCGCGCUAAAGGUCCUCGAGGUCUUCUUACAACCAAGACAUCGCCCGAAUAUCAAACAGGUAUUGUUAUUAUUGUACGUACUUCCAUCCGACAUUCCUUGAUACUUUCCCCCCCGUGUCGUCCAUCACUCGACAUGAUUGGCACUUCUCCGCUUUUGGGUGACGGGAUGAAGCGCGGAGAGCUUUGAAGUCAGCUUCCAUCCGUCGGCUCGUCCCUCUUUUCCUCCACAUCGAUCCAUCAAUUCCACUCACCUUUCCCCAUCCGUCCGCUCGAGUGUCGUUUCUCCUCAUCUCGACGACAACUCCUCACGCACGCG